CAGUACGCCAACGACGUUCUCUUGGGCCAACUCAUCGGUCUUUUUGACACAGAAUAUGUUUGUUUUCCUUUCUUGAUUGUAAUGAACUGAAACUAAUUUAUUGCAAUAAUUUAGAUCUAGUGAAUAGAAAAUAUGGAGGUUUACUAUCUCAUAUUCAUUUUGAGUGUUUUCUGGCAUGGUUCUGAGGGUAUUAUGUGGAGCCUGGCUCCUAACACCCAAAAGUGUUUGAAAGAGGAGUUGCACGCGAAUGUCCUCGUGGCCGGAGAGUAUGAAGUCACAGAAGUUGCCGGCCAGAGAGUAGAUUACACUAUUCGUGACUCAAAAGGCCACAUCCUGUCACAGAAAGACUCGAUUACGAAGGGCAAGUUCACAUUUGUGACGGAAACUUAUGACACUUUUGAAGUGUGCUUCAUUUCUAAAGUGCCGCCAGAACGCCGUAGCGUGAGCCAGGAUGUACAUCUAGACAUCAAAGUUGGAAUUGAAGCCAAAAACUAUGAGGGUAUCGGUGAAGCCGCCAAGCUGAAGCCGAUGGAAGUGGAACUGAAGCGCCUCGAGGACCUGUCAGAAGCCAUCGUGCAGGACUUCACCCUGAUGAGGAAGCGGGAAGAGGAGAUGAGGGACACUAAUGAGUCAACAAACAACAGGGUGCUCUUCUUCAGCGUGUUCUCGAUGGUGUGCCUUCUAGGGCUGGCCACGUGGCAGGUACUCUACCUCCGCCGGUACUUCAAGGCCAAGAAGCUUAUUGAAUAGACUAUUAUUUAGAUUAGGG
Cydia fagiglandana is the source of this 769-nucleotide messenger RNA. It is a transcript of the gene bai, whose product is annotated as transmembrane emp24 domain-containing protein bai. Gene Ontology annotation, cellular component: COPII-coated ER to Golgi transport vesicle; endoplasmic reticulum-Golgi intermediate compartment; Golgi apparatus. The transcript has 5 exons. Bases 133 to 750 code for a protein of 205 amino acids. NCBI's taxonomy places the organism in Eukaryota, Metazoa, Arthropoda, Insecta, Lepidoptera, Tortricidae. The record is from RefSeq and is a predicted model, not a curated record. Gene Ontology annotation, biological process: Golgi organization; intracellular protein transport; endoplasmic reticulum to Golgi vesicle-mediated transport.